Molecule: messenger RNA, 507 nt
Organism: Zygotorulaspora mrakii
Lineage: Eukaryota; Fungi; Ascomycota; Saccharomycetes; Saccharomycetales; Saccharomycetaceae
Gene: SUE1
Product: Sue1p
Exons: 1
Coding region: 1-507 (168 amino acids)
Cellular component (GO): mitochondrion
Source: RefSeq, a predicted model, not a curated record
AUGUCGUUUAAGUUAGUAAUGUUUGGCAGACGGUUCUUUAGCUGCAGUGCAAGUCAGACGUUCAAGAGGAAGUCUUCACAUAACGAUGUGUUCAGAAUGUUACCUAGGGUACCCACGACGCAGUUCCUGGAGAGUAGGGAACUUACGCGUGAUAUACUGUUUAGUGGAUAUCGUCCUGUCAUGUACCCUGUGACUCAGAAUCCGUUGCUUGCAGAGAGGAAUCGAAAUGGUGAGACCACUCUGAUUAGUGAAGUAAUAGGGGAAAGACGAAAAGAAGAGCAGCAGAAUAAUGAUCACAAUUACUCGGUAAUGGCUGGGCCUCGAGGUUGUGGUGGUAUUCACUCGGGCGGCGUCAAUGGGACGUGGAGAUAUUCUCCCAAAUUGCCAAAUAAGCUCUUGCCAUAUAACAUUUGGACAACCACAAGCAUGGGAAUGGAGUAUUUUCCUGAAUGGUUGAAUUUGCCACGCCAGGUGGUCAGGAAAUUAAAGCCGUUCGAUAGACAUUGA